AUGUCCCGCCCAGUCAAUGGCUCCGCGUUCACUCUCUACGGCUGGUCGGUCUGCUUCUGGGCCAUCCUCAAUGCUUUCCAGUAUGGCUAUCACAUCUCCGUGCUCAAUCAGAUCCAGGCCGUCCUCUCCUGCAAACUCGUCUCACCAAACCUCGCACAUGCCCCUAGACUCUCCUCAUGCAUACCCAUGUCCGACCUCACCUUCUCCCUCGUAACCGCCAUCUUCACCGUCGGUGGUCUCGCCGGAAGUCUGCUCGCCAACUCCUUCAUCGACUCAUGGGGCCGCCGAGGAACUCACCGAUUCUGUGCUAUUCUUGUCGCUCUGGGUGCCGCUCUCAUGGGCCUCAGCAGCAACAUAUACUUCCUUCUGCUCGGGAGAGUCAUAAUCGGCCUAGGUAACGGUCUCAGCUUAUGUGUCGGCCCUAUCUUUUUGGCAGAGAUAGCACCCUCAAGUAUCAGCGGAAGUAUUGGUGUCCUCACACAACUCGCCAUCGUCUUUGGCAUCAUGUUAACCCAAUUUAUCGGAAUAAACUUGGCAACUCCCGCUCUGUGGCGCUUCGUCUUCUUUAUCUCAUUUUGCCUCGCCGUCCUUCAGGCCUUCUCUGCUUCAGUUGUCGUCGAGUCUCCUGCAUUCCUCCUUAAGCAAGGCCGAUUGGAAGAUCAUAAACAUGCUGCAUAUAGACUCUGGGGUACUUCCAUACCAUCUCUAGCAUCCGAAGAAUCUCUUUUGAAUGAAGACUUCGAAGAACUCCGAGCUGCCUCUCCGGACAAUGUCACUAUUUCUCAAGUUUUUACUUCCAAGGAAUUACGGAAACCUCUGCUGAUUGUGUGCUAUGGUAUGCUGGCGCAGCAAGUGUCUGGGAUCAACGCAGUCCUCUACUAUAGCAAUGACAUUCUCGCAAAAUCUCUGCCAGAGUUUGGCCCCUACGUGUCACUGGGAGUAACUGUUAUCAACGUGAUAAUGACAUUCCCUCCCAUCAUCCUCAUAGAGAGGAUGGGGAGACGCCCCUUACUCCUUCUCUCUACACUUGGAGGAAUGGCAUCGGUGGUCGCGCUUGGCUAUGGCCUUGAUUCCGGUGCUCCAACAUUUUCUAGCCUUGCCAUCAUAACAUUCGUGAUGUCUUUUGCAACGGGUUUGGGACCUAUUCCUUUUGUGAUGAUUCCAGAAGUUUCGCCACCAUAUGCCGUCUCUGCGCUAUCGUCUGUCGCUCUAUCUUUGAAUUGGAUCGUCAACUUUAUCGUUGGCUUUUCAUUCUUGCCUCUUCGAAAUGUUCUAGCAGGCGGUGACAGGUUCAAGGAGGGUCGCAUCUUCUAUCUUUUCGUCUUCUUGCUUGGGUUUUCGGCCUUUUUGCUGUUCAGGGUAUACCGGCCGUAG
This is a messenger RNA of Cyclocybe aegerita, 1374 nucleotides long. NCBI's taxonomy places the organism in Eukaryota, Fungi, Basidiomycota, Agaricomycetes, Agaricales, Hemipholiotaceae. The record is from the annotation of a GenBank genome assembly.